This is a messenger RNA of Tripterygium wilfordii, 1641 nucleotides long. Its product is annotated as polyadenylate-binding protein RBP45-like. Gene Ontology annotation, molecular function: mRNA binding. Bases 126 to 1385 code for a protein of 419 amino acids. Gene Ontology annotation, cellular component: cytosol. The transcript has 6 exons. The record is from RefSeq and is a predicted model, not a curated record. Lineage: Eukaryota; Viridiplantae; Streptophyta; Magnoliopsida; Celastrales; Celastraceae.
CAGACUACGUGUCCCAUAAAAGUUCAAAGCUUUAAUCAAUUCUCUCGCGGCUCGCCCCGAUCUCAUAUUCCCUGUCGCGCUAUCUGUGAUUAGGGUUUUCUUUUUUCCUUCUCUUUGUCGCCGUCAUGAUGCAGCAGCCAGGAGCCGGUGCGGUGCCACCACAGAUGGGCCAACAGUAUCAACAGCAAGCACCGCAGCCUGCGCCCUACAUGAUGAUGAUGCCACCGCAAACCCAACCCCCACACAUGUGGGGCCCUCAGCCGCCGCAUCAUGCGGCUGUGCCUCCUCAGCAACAACUGCAACAGCAGCAGUCCCAGCAACCACAACAGCAACAGGGCCAGCCCACCAGCGCUGAUGAGGUUCGCACGCUUUGGAUCGGGGACUUGCAGUAUUAUAUGGACGAGAACUUUCUGCUCAACUGUUUUUCUCAUACCGGAGAGGUUUCUUCUGUGAAAGUUAUCCGUAAUAAGCAAACUGGUCAAAUUGAGGGUUAUGGAUUCAUAGAGUUUAUCAAUCAUGCUGCUGCGGAGAGAGUACUGCAAACAUAUAAUGGUGCCCCCAUGCCAAACGUUGAGCAGAAUUUCAGGCUGAACUGGGCAUCUUUCGGUGGAGGUGAGAAGCGGUCUGAUAAUACCCCUGAUCACACUAUAUUUGUGGGUGACUUGGCUACUGAUGUUACGGAUUACAUGUUACAAGAGACGUUCAGGGGCCGCUAUUCCUCUGUUAAGGGUGCAAAGGUUGUGAUCGAUAGGCUCACUGGACGGACUAAGGGGUAUGGAUUUGUACGAUUUGGAGAUGAAAGUGAACAGCAACGUGCAAUGACUGAAAUGAAUGGUGUUUUCUGCUCAAGUAGACCUAUGAGAACUGGACCAGCCACAAACAAGAAUACCAUGGGUGCUCAGCAGUACCCUAAAGGUUCAUAUCAGAAUUCACAAGGCACUCCAAAUGAAAAUGAUCCAAAUAAUACAACUAUUUUUGUUGGUGGGGUGGACUCUAAUGUCACUGAGGACCAUUUGAGACAACUUUUUAGCCCAUAUGGCGAGUUAGUACAUGUGAAGAUUCCACCAGGCAAGCGAUGUGCUUUUGUUCAAUUUGCUGACAGAAGCUGUGCUGAGGAAGCAUUGCGAGUGGUAAAUGGAACUCAGCUGGGUGGAACCAAUAUACGGCUAUCGUGGGGGCGCAGUCCUGCGAACAAGCAGACUCAGCAAGAUCCAAGCCAGUGGGGUAGCGGAUACUAUGGAUAUGCACAACAAGGAUAUGAAAAUUAUGGGUAUGGAGCUUCUGCUGCACCCCCGGACCCGAACAUGUACUAUGGAGGCUAUUCUGGGUAUGGAAAUUAUCAGCAGCCCCAGCAGAAUCAGCAGCAGCAGGUGGGAUAUAGCUGAAAAGUUUUGGUAAUAUAAUAGUGUGGUAUUGCCCAUAGUAAGACAUCCAAAUGAUGCUCUACUCUAUCCCCCUCCUGGACUGAUUCUAUGGGGGAGAACCAUAAGUUGUUUAUGUUAUUCUCUUGCCAGAGAACCUCGUUUGUUAAAGAUUUGAGUGUUGAUUUUGAAAUUCUGUUUUUUUAUCUUUGGCUCUCUUCAUUGACGUGGUUAACACACUGUCCUAUCUUGUUAUUGGAUGAUGAUACAUUUAUAUUCA